UUGACAACAAUACAUUUUCCAUUUUCCAGGUCAGCGCGGUGGUCAGCUGUUAGUGCUCUUGGUGCAGGGAGAGGGAUUGUGUUGCCUUUGGCUUGGCUAUAACGCAUCCUAUUGUUAUUGCAUAGCCUAGACCUAGUCACAAGUUUUCAGGAAGAAUAUUGUGCUUGUCGAUUGAAUCUGAGGCAAGACUCUCAAACAACUGUUUUUUAGUUACUGUAUAGAGCCUAAAACUCCUAGGCCUACUACGAACGAUACUUACGUCGUACGUAUGCAAACUUAUCAAACAGUCAUCGGGCGCAAGUUUGAAGUAGUACUUACUACUAGCCUAGUAGGCUAGAUAUUCGCUCUGCACAGCAUUUCACCAUUAUAAGGGGAUCAAGCCCAAGGCCUAGACCUACUCUUCUUACUACCUUAGCCUAAGGCUUAGGGGUUUAAAACCAACUUCACUGCAAGGAAGUGAAAAUGGCAACAGGAAUGGACCAAGUGAUGGGCCUAGGAAUGUCUGCAGGGGGAAUUCUUAUCUUUAUUUACUAUUCUGUCUGGAUUUUGAUACUGCCAUUUGUUGAGACAAGCCAUGUUAUUUAUCAAUUUUUCCUACCAAGGGCGUAUGCUGUAAUCAUUCCAGUCAUAGCCGGAGUAUGCCUCCUUACCAUUUUAUGUAUAUUUGCUGCUUAUAUUCUAUUUGGAAAGAAGAAAAAGAAAGAAUAGAAUUGUUUGAAAUUUUCAGGAACUGUAACAUUAAUCAUUUUUAUGUUGCAUUUUUUAAAUUGUGGACAAUUUAUUUUUUUAAUAAAAAACAUGGUGUCCUUUUUUUUAAAAUUUUUAUUCAGUUCCAAAGUAACAUAACAUACUGUACUGGGGGGGGGGGGAGAUGCAGAUGUGUUACAGAUGGUGGGAUCGCACCCCCUAACUUGUAUUUAAGAAAAAUAAUUUGCUGUAUUAUUCUAUUGUUGAUAUGAAUUACUGGCAAGAUUUGUAAGGUAUGCGAGUGCAAUUUCCAAGCACCAGAGAUCCAUAUGCUCAAAAUGUUCACACCAUGGUGGGGCUGAGAUGGUGUGGACUCUCACGCACCACCUACUGCCAAAUCCUGCAUCCACCCUACCUGUACUGUGCAAUGUUAUAACAAUGGUUUAAUAUUCGAAAGCUAGAAGACCAAUUUCCAGUGGGUUCCUUAGGCUUAGUAUAUGAAAUCAAAUGUAUAUGAACGUUGUAGACCCAGUGGCUAAUCAGUGCAAAACAUGUUUAUUAUUUAUUAUUAUUAUUAUUGAUGGUAGAAUACAGUAAUAAAUAUUGUAUUAUGUA
Molecule: messenger RNA, 1302 nt
Organism: Anneissia japonica
Lineage: Eukaryota; Metazoa; Echinodermata; Crinoidea; Comatulida; Comatulidae
Product: dolichol phosphate-mannose biosynthesis regulatory protein-like
Exons: 4
Coding region: 463-708 (81 amino acids)
Biological process (GO): GPI anchor biosynthetic process
Cellular component (GO): endoplasmic reticulum membrane; dolichol-phosphate-mannose synthase complex
Molecular function (GO): enzyme regulator activity
Source: RefSeq, a predicted model, not a curated record